GGUAGGAGAGCAGUCCUAAUGGCGGAGAACGUACGGUCGCCUUUUGACUACCGGGAGCCACCGACCCUCGACAGUGACGGGGAUGGGAGCAAACCGCCACCGCCGCCGCCCCGGGGGCGGGUGUGUGGGAGAAAAAGAAAGGGUACACCUGUGAAGGUGUGUGACCAGGCCUACGUGACCGAGGAUGAAGAGGAGGAAAGUCUGUCUGAACACAGCUACAGUCCGGGUGGUGGGCAGUACCCAGAGGGAGCGGAGGACAGACUGCCUCCACCCGGAAGCCCUUACUACCUUGCUGACCCCUCCCAGCUCUGCGUGUCGGAGCUGGGUGAGGAGGGAGCGAGUGGUGUCCGGGGGCCAGUGCUCUUCCACCCCCCGCCCAACUGCAGAAUCCGAGAGGUGCACUGUGGAAGCCAGGUGCGACUGGUCGUUAUAGCGAUCCAUGACAUCGCCAAAGGGGAGGAGAUCACGGUGGACUACAGCCUGACGGACUGGGGAGAGAACGCCAUGGGAUUCCAUAGCUCUGUGUCUUCGCGAGGGUUUGACUGCAGCUUUAACCCAGACAAUAACAUUAAGAAGGAGGAAGAGCCCGGUCCCCACCCUCUGUCUCUCUCUGACUACCUCACCCCCUCCUGGUCCCUCUCCCCUUCCUCCUCCCCGCUCACCCACUCUGAGCCCAGCGACUCAGACCGAGAAGAAGAUGACGACGACGAUGAUGAUGAAGAAGAAGAGAUGGAGGAGCUGAGGGGCCGUAUGCUCAGUCGCCGAAAGAAGCGCAAGAUAGCUGUUACGGUCACCACCAAGAAGAACAGAGCUGCUAAUCCCAGGGUGGGACCCGGCCACCCCUGCUCGUUGUUAUCCUCCCGAUUAGCUGUCUCCCCGGCCCAGACCCAGUCUCAGGCCGCCACUACCCUGGCGCCCCCCACCACCAAUAUCAACAACAACAUCAACAUAAACAUUGGCAGCUCCAGCGGGGCUACUGUCAGCCGACGGCAGCACUGUUCCUACUGCGGCCGCCACUACCGUUCGCUGGCGCGCCACCUGGAGAAACACCAUGCCAACCAGCCAAAGGUCAGGGCGGCCAUGGAUCUAGCCACACGCCACACACACUCCUCCUCUACCUCCUCCCAUCCUCACUCCUCCACCACCACCACCACCUCUCAUGGCCAUACCUUCGCCUCCCCCCAGCCCUCCUCAUCUUCCGCUCCCGCCCCUCCCCCUCCUUUCUACAGGGAGAGAGAGAGGGAUGCACCGGCCACUCGAAGUUCCUCAGGGGCGGUCUCCUUUUCGCUCUCACUGUCUGCUCAGUCGGCUGUGGCCAAGAAAGGCUCCAACUUAUCGGUACAGACGCCAAAGCAAUGCUUCACCCCUGCAGUGGCACCGGUUAAAAGUCUGCCCACACCAGCUAGGAGGGGCCGCAGGCCGAAGAGAGCAAAGGAGGAGCAGCAGAAAACAGAGGAGUGCUUCAGGAGCAAGGAGGAAGAGAUACCUCCACGUUCUACCCCCGAGCCGGAGGAAGAAGUGCCGGGUGAGGAGCUGGAGCUUUGUGGAGCUGGGGAAGGGGAUAGUCCUGAGAAUAAGAGUGUCGAGAUGGCUAGCUCUCACAGACAUCACAUGCCCCCUCUCCUAUCCUCCCUCUCCUGCCUGGUGCUCUUCCUCCGCCGUCAGCAACACUCUUCCUUCUUGUCCCUAUCUCGCUCCCCCAGUUCGGCCGAGGCCUGGCGCCUACUUUGUCACUCCAGCCUGGCGCUACUUAUCCUCUACAACCGGCACCGUGAGUGCGAAGUGGCCAAGCUCACCACCCAGGACUACCACAACCGUACCACCACACCGAGCCCAACCCAGGCUAACUUUGCCAACAACCCCCCCACUGGCCUAGAGGCCAUCCUCUCCGCCUUCGAGCGCCAGGUGCUUUGCCACCUCCCCCGGGCAGGUGUGCUGGGUAAGCGGGGGCGUAUCCAACCCCUCAUCCUGCCCCCGCACUGCGAGCCCUGCAUGGAGCUGCUCCUUCAGACCUCUGCCAAUGUGGGUGUGGACCCCCACAGCCCCUACGUCUUCUCCCGGCCCUUCCACUCGCCCGCCACCCCGCUCCGGGGCACCGACCUGCUGCGUAACCUGGCACGUGCCAGCGGCGCCAAGAAUCCCGGAGUGCUGACCCAAACGCGAGUGCGCCGGCAGGUGGCCAUCCUUACCCAGUUACUGCUCUUGGAGGAAGGUGAGGGGCAGGGCCUGCCGGGCGGGGCGGCUGGCAAGCGCCUGGAAGACUUCCUUCAGCGGGAGUACCACGUAACCCAGAGCUGCACCACGAUAGGCCGAGACCCUGCGUUGAUGGGACAUGUGGGCAGGGUGGUGCUUUAUGGGGAGCGGCAGGGCGUGCUGUUCAGGGGGAUGAGCCUGCAGCACAUUUGUCUGGAGCUGGAUGUGAUGUCGGGUAACUCUGCAGACUCCUUCUCAGGUGACUCGGACGGGGAGGCAGAGAAGGUGGAGGUGGUGAAGAAGCGACCAGGUCGACCCCCCCGCAAGAAAAAAGGACCCCCUCCCUCUGUCAACCCUCCGCUCCCUGGUGCCCACAAAAGGAGAAGCAUCCAGCCCAAGUCCGGGAAGCGUGGGGUGCUGAAGCGGCCCUGGUCGGAGGCGGAGCGAGUCGCUGUGGAGACGCACCUGAAGAGGAACAUCAUGGAAUUGCGCGUGCCAGCCAAGGCAGACUGCGAGCACUGCUUGCACCUCUGCCCUCUGCUGGUCAGCAACCAGCGCGACUGGAGGGCCAUCAAGUUUUACUGCCACAACCGCAUCCAGCUACUGAAGAAGCAAUGCCGGAAGGAGAGUGCAGGACAAGGGGUACUCUGUUAGAUAGGGAUGGGGAGAGAGAGAGAGAUGUGAGAGGUCGAGAACCGACUGCUAUGAUCUGGAGUGACCUGAUUCUGGUCCUGGCAAAGUAAGCUCAGUCUACUGGUUUUCUACUGAAUUAACCUGACCUCCAACUUAAUUUUAAAGACUCGUACCUGGGACUAGGAGUUCAAUAUUAGUCCAUAUCUGUAAUGUUGACUUCAAGAGUCAAAACGAUAAUUCAUUGAGAUUAGUUGAAAUGUCUCCUGUAACCUGGGGCCAUAUCCACAAAGUGUCUCAGAAAAGGCCCAAGGAAUCCUGUUAAAAGCUUUUGUUAGAAUACAUAGUUACAUAAUUUUUGCCUGACACGGUCAGCCUUCUCUUAAUUCUUGCCUAAUAUGUUGGCAUGCGAAAUAUAUAUAUAUUUUUUACAAAUUCUGAUGGUUGUUCAAAUUGAAUUAGCAUAAUAAAGAAAUACCCAUCAAAUUCCAUUUUUUUUUAACGGUAAUGAGAAGUUUGAUGUCGCCCUUCCACAGUGAAAGGUGGCAGAGCUAAAGCGGUGUUUGUCAGGCCGUGAGACAUCCCGAAAGUCGGUCUUUUCACAAACGUCUGUAGCGUAUUAUGACCCCCCCCCAUGUCGGUUUUAGGUGCGACUCAUCACUAAAGAGGCUUCAUGCAAAGCUUUUAUUUUUUCCCAUACGGUCGUUGAAUUCCAUAUGAAUUCACUUUCUGCACCCCUUUAGAAUUGAAUAAAAACUUCCAAACAUGUUUGUCCAUGGUAGAAGUUGUCUGAAAGUGACUUUUUGGACCUGAAUGCCAAAACAUUCAGGAGAUAGUUGCGCAAAGUUGACCCAUUUUGUAUUUCCCACCCUACCGUAAGACAUCCAUGUCUUUAUGACUGAAAAAAUAUAACUGUUCCAAGUUUGAUGUCAUUUGAAAGUUUUCAAACAGAGUUGCCAAACUAUUUGAUACUUUUUUCCAAUGUACAUAUGUACACACACAGUACCAGUCAAAAGUUUGGACACCUACUCAUUCAAGGGUUUAUUUAUUUAUUUUUACUAUUUUCUACAUUGUAGAAAAAUAGUGAAGACAUCAACACUAUGGAAUCAUGUAGUAACCACGAAAGUGUUAAUCAAAUCAAAAUAUAUUUGAUAUUCUUCAAAGUAGUCACCCUUUGCCUUGAUGAAAGCUUUGCACACUCUUGGUAUUCUCUUAAUGAGUAGGUGUGUCCCAACUUUUGACGGUACUGUAUAUAUACAGUGCAUUUGGGAAAGUAUUCGGACCUCUCGACUUUUUACACAUUGUUAAGUUACAGCCUUAUUCUAAAAUGUAUUAAAUCGUUUUUUCCCCCUCAUCAAUCUACACACAAUAACCCAUAAUGACGAAGCAAAACAGGUUUUUAUAAAUGUUGCACAUUUAUAAAAAAAAAAUAUAUAUAUAUAUACUGUGGGGCAAAAAAGUAUUUAGUCAGCCACCAAUUGUGCAAGUUCUCCCACUUAAAAAGAUGAGAGGCCUGUAAUUUUCAUCAUAGGUACACUUCAAAUAUGACAAAAUGAGGGGAAAUGUAUGAAUUUAUUUGCAAAUUAUGGUGGAAAAUAAGUAUUUGGUCAAUAACAAAAGUUUAUCUCAAUACUUUGUCAUUGACAACAAAGGGUAUAUAACAGAGGUCAAAUGUUUUCUGUAAGUCUUCACAAGGUUUUCACUCACUGUUGCUGGUAUUUUGGCCCAUUCCUCCAUGCAGAUCUCCUUUUAAGCAGGGAUGUUUUUGGGCUGUUGCUGGGCAACACGGACUUUCAAAUCCUUCCAAAGAUUUUCUAUGGGGUUGAGAUAUGGAGACUAGCUAGGCCACUCCAGGACCUUGAAAUGCUUCUUUCGAAGCCACUCCUUCAUUGCCGGGCGGUGUGUUUGGGAUCAUUGUCAUGAUGAAAGACCCAGCCACGUUUCAUCUUCAAUGCCCUUGCUGAUGGAAGGAGGUUUUCACUCAAAAUCUCACGAUACAUGGCCCCAUUCAUUCUUUCCUUUACACGGAUCAGUCGUCCUGGUCCCUUUGCAGAAAAACAGCCCCAAAGCAUGAUGUUUCCACCCCCAUGCUUCACAGUAGGUAUGGUGUUCUUUGGAUGCAACUCAGCAUUCUUUGUCCUCCAAACAUGACGAGUUGAGUUUUUACCAAAAAGUUAUAUUUUGGUUUCAUCUGACCAUAUGACAUUCUCCCAAUCUUCUUCUGGAUCAUCCAAAUGCUCUCUAGCAAACUUCAGACGGGCCUGGACAUGUACUGGCUUAAGCAGGGGGACAUGUCUGGCACUGCAGGAUUUGAGUCCCUAGCGGCGUAGUGUGUUACUGAUGGUAGGCUUUGUUACUUUGGUCCCAGCUCUCUGCAGGUCAUUCACUAGGUCACCCAGUCUUCCCAGCCUGGUGCAGGUCUACAAUUUUGUUUCUGGUGUCCUUUGACAGCUCUUUGGUCUUGGCCAUAGUGGAGUUUGGAGUGUGACUGUUUGAGGUUGUCGACAGGUGUCUUUUAUACUGAUAACAAGUUCAAACAGGUGCCAUUAAUACAGGUAAUGAGUGGAGGACAGAGGAGCCUCUUAAAGAAGAAGUUACAGGUCUGUGAGAGCCAGAAAUCUUGCUUGUUUGUAGGUGACCAAAUACUUAUUUUCUACCAUAAUUUGCAAAUAAAUUCAUUAAAAAUUCUACAAUGUGAUUUUCUGGAUUUUUUUAUCAUUUUGUCUGUCAUAGUUGAAGUGUACCUAUGAUGAAAAUUACAGGCCUCAUCUUUUUAAGUGGGAGAACUUGCACAAUUGGUGGCUGACUAAAUACUUUCUUGCCCCACUCUGUGUGUUUGUGUGUGUGUGUAUAUAGAUAUAUAUAUUACUUAGGUUUUCAGACCCUUUACGCAGUACUUUGUUGAAGCACCUUUGGCAGCGAUUACAGCGUUGUCUUCCUGGGUAUGACUCUACAAGCCUGUCAUGUUGAAUCGGGAGCGUCGGUGCCACUCAAGGAGACUUGUCCCAAAGCCACUACUGCGUUGUCUUGGCUGUGUGCUUAGGGUCGUUGUUCUUUUGGAAGGUGGUCUUGAGCGUUGAUGAAAACUUCCAGAGCGAUCUCUGUACUUUUCUCUGCUCGCCUUUCCCUCUAUCCUGACUUGUCUCCAAGUCCCUGGCGCUGAAAAACAUCCCAUCAGGAUGAUACUGCCACCACCAUGCUUUACCGUAGGGAUGGUGCCAGGUUUCCUCCAGACAUGACGCUUGGCAUUCAGGCCAAAGAGUUCGAUCUUGGUUUCAUCAGAACAGAGAAUCUUGCUUCUCAUGGUUUGAGAGUCUUUAGGUGCCUUUUGGCAAACUCUAAGCAUGCUGUCAUGUGCAUUUUAAUGACGAGUGGCUUCCUUCUAGCCAUUCUUAUGGGGUAUUGUGUACACAUUGAGGAAUUUAUUUUAUUUAAACAUUUUGUUAUUAGGGCUGUAACGUAACAAUGUGGAAAUAGUCCAGGGGUCUGAAUAAUUUUCGAAAGCACAGUGUAUUUUUAUGUUCUUUCUUUGUAUCGUUAAAGGAGAAGCUUACCCAAAAUUGAGAAACAUUCCAGUUCGUUUUUUGGAAUACAGAAACACGUUUCCAGGACACCAGAGUGUAUGUGGGCAGCAAAAUCCCUGUGGUCUGUUAGGUUCUAAAUGAACCCAGUAAAACUUGCGGGUGCUUAGUAAUGCUCAAACCAAGUUUAUUCACCCACUUGGUCAAACAGCUGCAUAAGACAACCUAUUCACACAAGUACUGUUAUUUAACUCUUUCUCCUAUGCUGAGUCUCCUACACAUCUGAACAGCCAAUACAUCUCUGCUGCUAGACAGAAACUUAUUGAUAUCUGUUCUUCCUCACUUCAUCUGACCUGACCUCGGCCCCAAAUUCCUCACUCCUCCUCAUAGGAUCCCUGAUGUCUGUCAGAAUGUAAACGUUCUACGUUCCCCUCUCCUCCCUCUGUGAUAUGAAUAAAAAUAUCAAAUCAAAUUUUAUGGUUUGCAGAUGUUAAUGCGAGUGUAGCAAAAUGCUUGUGCUUCUAGUUCCGACAAUGCAGUAAUAACCAACGAGUAAUCUAACCUAACAAUUACCUUAUACACACAAGUGUAAAGGGAUGAAGAAUAUGUACAUAAAUAUAUAUGAAUUAGUGAUGGUACAGAACGGCAUAGGCAAGAUGCAGUAGAUGGUAUCGAGUACAGUAUAUACAUAUGAGAUGAGUAAUGUAGGGUAUGUAAACAUUAUAUUAAGUGGCAUUGUUUAAAGUGGCUAGUGAUACAUUUUUUACAUGUAUGGCAGCAGCCACUCAAUGUUAGUAGUGGCUGUUUACAGUCUGAUGGUCUUGAGAUAGAAGCUGUUUUUCAGUCUCUCAGUCCCUGCUUUGAUGCACCUGUACUGACCUCGCCUUCUGGAUGAUAGCGGGAUGAACAGGCAGUGGCUCGUGUGGUUGUUGUCCUUGAUGAUCUUUAUGGCCUUCCUGUGACAUCGGGUGGUGUAGGUGUCCUGGAGGGCAGAUAGUUUUCCUCUGGUGAUGCGUUGUGCAGACCUCACUACCCUCUGGAGAGCCUUACGGUUGUGGGCGGAGCAGUUGCCGUACCAGGCGGUGAUACAGCCCGACAGGAUGCUCUUGAUUGUGCAUCUGUAAAAGUUUGUGCUUUUGGUGACAAGCCAAAUUUCUUCAGCCUCCUGAGGUUGAAGAGGCGCUGCUGUGCCUUCACCACGCUGUCCGUGUGGGUGGACCAAUUCAGUUUGUCCGUGAUGUGUGCCUUCAGUUUCGCACGAAUGCUGCCAUCAAUCCACGGUUUCUGGUAUUUUGUAUUUUCAAGUUUAGAAGUCAGAACCCAUCAGGUCGCAAAAGCAAACUAACUGUUCCUCAUUACAUUACUCCAUUACUGUACGAAUUGUAGACAUGUAUUCUUUUUCUCUGCAGCACAAACAUUUCUCAUUCACGGCAUUGCCGCGCAAUUGCCACAACUGCACCACCAGUCUGUGUUGAUUCUGUGGAUGGGUUGUGGCUGUGGUCCAGCUACUGCUACGGCUUCAGUGGCUAGAGCGGCAGUGGCCAUCUGAAGUUCAAUUUGCCUUAAUUCUUUGUCCGAAUACUCGGGCUCAAAUAAAUACUGUUAGACGACACCAUCGACCCACCCCCACUCCUCCAGUUGUUUUCUUCAUCACUAGCGAUUAUUUCGUUGUCAUACAUAUUUGUAGAUUGCUGUUUACUUUGUAUAACUCAUAUGUAACGCUGUAUUCACUUCGCCGCCGAGAGAGCUGGGGAGAGGGCAAACUCCACUGAACUAGUUUGAAUGUAUGGAAUCAUUUGGGAUUUUCUGUAUUUUGGGUGAACUUCUCUUUUAAUGUCAAUUAUCAAAAAAUGUGUAAACUCAUUUUUUUCAUUUUCACAUGUUGUAGCUUAGACCCUCCUAUGUUACAUAGUCUGAGUGUUUGUGUUGUGCACUAAAUCGGUUGAGACAGAUCAUUCUCAUGAAUACAGGGUGGAUGUAAUUUCAAUCAUAACCAGGAUUCAUAGAAUGGACCUAUCCCUUCAGUUCACUGCCAUUUAGCUGGUACACAAUUGAAAUUGAAAUUGCAUUUAUCAAGUUACUACCUGAAAGAUGUAUACAGCCUACCAUACAUGCUUGCCCAUGGUAUUCGUGAUCAGAAAGUGUCAAACUAAUAAUUUCUGGAAAAAUACCUUAAUAGAAAAGGUAUUUUUUAGCUUUUAAAAUAAACCUUUUAACAUAAAGGUAAAAGCAUACAUAAUUUCUCUAUGUUAAUACAAAUAAUUGGUUUGACAACCCUUUUUUAUAAGCUUUCAAAUUCAACCAUUUAUCUUUUUUAGUGAUGACAUGUGUUUUCAUGGUCGGGUAUGCAAAAUGGGUCAACUUUGAGCACCUCUAUCUCCAGAAUGUUUUGUCAUUCAGGUCCCAAAAAUCACUUUCUGACCACUUCUACAAUGGGCAAGCUUGUACGGAGGGUUUCAUUCUAAUCAAAAGGGAUGCAGUCAGAAAGUGAUUGAGAUUCUAUGGAACGACCCCAUAAGAGUAGGAGUAAAAUGUCUCUUUUCGGUACUUAAGACCAAUUUUCUACUCUGACGCUUUAUGGAUACAGGCCCUGGAUUGGGAAUCAUUGGUCCUAGAAGUGCGGAAGAGUAUCCGAGUUUUAAAGACCCAAUUUCAAUGUGAUGGGACAUGACGGAGAAAGAACUGAGAAAGUGAGUGAGUUCAGGAUUGGAGAAUGUUUGGAAGUCAAGCUUCCAUCUCCACUGAAAGCUGAAGACGAAAUGUGAAUGUUAGGUUGUCUUUACAAAGAUGGAAGAAGAAACAUUAUGGUUUUAACCCAUAAGAGCCACCCUAGAAUUAGCCUACAUGUCAUAUGGACUGGGACAUCUAUGAACUGUAAAGUGUGUGUUUGAUAUCGUUAACUGACUGGCGUGGACCCCAACCAUUGCUUUCAUGGUCAACUGUAUUGAUCAAAGUAUUGGACCGUGAUGCACCAGUGAACUUGUUCACAUGUACCUUUGUACCCCGGUCUUAGUCAUACUAGUAUGAAACAUGGCACUCAUUGUUCAAAUGGUUUAUAAUGUGUUUUUUUAUUUUAUUAAACUAUCAUAUGGUCUUAUUAGUAACAAAUGUAAAUGUGUACUAAUCAACAAUGAAAUUGGACAUAGUAGGGGUUAUUAAGGUCUUAUUGUGCUUUGGUGUACAUAAUGUAAAUACUACUUAUUAAAGUGUAUCACAUUUUAAAGUGUUUUCUUAACCACAAA
This is a messenger RNA of Oncorhynchus masou masou (cherry salmon), 9586 nucleotides long. RefSeq lists its product as uncharacterized. Gene Ontology annotation, molecular function: protein binding. The record is from RefSeq and is a predicted model, not a curated record. The coding region runs from base 19 to 2847 and encodes 942 amino acids. The transcript is spliced from 9 exons. Lineage: Eukaryota; Metazoa; Chordata; Actinopteri; Salmoniformes; Salmonidae.